UGGGGCUGCUGGGGGAUAGCUAUCGAUGUCACUGGUUUCUCGCUACAGCAGGCAACUAUGGAGCUCCCUCCGCAGCAAGGAGUUCAGACAAUACCUCAUGAGUUUACCCAGCACGCAUUUCUGGGGUCCGGUGGCUAACUGGGGACUUCCCCUCGCCGCCUUCGCGGACAUGAAGAAAGAUCCAGACUUCAUUAGUCCUAAGAUGACAGUUGCCCUCUGCAUAUACUCUGCUCUCUUCAUGAGGUUUGCUAUCAGAGUUGGGCCACCGAACCCGCUACUCUUUGCCUGUCAUUUCGCCAACGAGACAGCACAGCUCAUACAGCUAGGGCGCUGGGCCAGACACGAGUGGAGCAAACCUACAGAAACUUGAUAGCACAUUUUUAUUGCAUAACACAGUAUCAUAAUUCUGUUGGUUCAGGCCAAUUGAGAGAGAGGGGAUUACGAGGGGGUGUGGCUGGUGUCUUGUGGGGUAGAACAAGGUGUCCUCCACCACUCUGCCUUUUAUUAUGAUCUCGCUGAACUCGCAGGCUGUGGAUAGGGAAGGAGCUCUAUUAAUUUGGGUAGAGCAGUGGGUAUGGUAACUGACCGAGACCUUUGUCGAGCAUCGCUGUCAACAUCAACCAGCUGAAGAGCCAGCCAGUUCACAGCGUCCAGCCCCCUCUCUGCCACCUCACCCUCCUCCUCACGCAGACUACCAGUGAUUAUCUGGGUCUCAUGGGCUCUCUCAAUUUGCUGAGUCAGCAGUGGGUCGUCCAAUUCUCCAGUAACAGCCUUCUUACGAUAGAGAGAUCAUGACACUAUGAAAAUUGGGAAGAAGAGAACUGACCAGUACUUGUGUGUGUCGGUCAGUGAGUAAUAGAGGGUUGUAAUCUGAACCACUCACUGUAUCUAGAAAAACUCUCUGCAGUAAAGGAAGCCUCAUGGACGGCACACUACAGAGCCGCCAACUGAACCUGUUUGUUGCAGUAGUUGAUGUAGUUCUGGAAAAGUCUUCGUUUCUCUCUCUCAAUAUCCUUGAACCUGUUUCCACCCAUCACCCUGGUGAUUUGGUUGUGGAGAGGUGAAAACACACGACUGCUCCACUUGUGAUAGAGCAUUUCUCUCUUGCAGGCAGCCUCACUGGCUUGACUAGAGGCAGUG
Geodia barretti is the source of this 1140-nucleotide messenger RNA. Lineage: Eukaryota; Metazoa; Porifera; Demospongiae; Tetractinellida; Geodiidae. The record is from the annotation of a GenBank genome assembly.